Hyaloscypha bicolor E is the source of this 2391-nucleotide messenger RNA. RefSeq names its product dicarboxylic amino acid permease. NCBI's taxonomy places the organism in Eukaryota, Fungi, Ascomycota, Leotiomycetes, Helotiales, Hyaloscyphaceae. Gene Ontology annotation, cellular component: membrane. The transcript is spliced from 5 exons. The coding region runs from base 390 to 2234 and encodes 614 amino acids. Gene Ontology annotation, molecular function: amino acid transmembrane transporter activity. The record is from RefSeq and is a predicted model, not a curated record. Gene Ontology annotation, biological process: amino acid transmembrane transport.
CAGGGUUCAGAUGCCAAGCAAUUAUUGGCAGCGUGGCUUAGUGGCCCCGUGCAUAGCUCACUCGGGCUUAGCCGUUAGAAUUGCAUCGCCGUGAUAGGAACGGUUGUGCAGGAGGCUGAGACUUCGUCCGAAGCAUCGCACAAGCGGAAGCCUCACUUCCUCCUGAUUUGCUUCCAUGGUAUCUGGGCGUUGAGAACGAGCGCAACGAGUCUCGAUGCGGAAAUGGUGGCACGCAGGCUUCACAGCCGCACUGGAGGGCAGGACACGCGGAGUACAAAUCUGGAGGUGGUCGCUGUGAGGCUGAAGUAUCUUUUUCUCUUCGCUUGAAUUCCUAUUUCUUGCGCAUUUCCUCUGUAGUUUUCGCGCCUUAGGAUUGAGAUAUACAGUCAAUGGCAGCACCACCGCACCGAUACGAUGAGGGGCUCGAGAUGAGCCAUUACGAUGGGAUGGAGGUCCACCAAUACCCCCAGCAGAGUUAUCAGAGGCACCAGAAUCACGAGUAUCAGGGAAUGGAAGUGCACAAUUAUCCUGGGAACGAUACCGACGAUACAUCUGAGAAGCCCGCUCUUCACGACGGGCCAUAUGUCUACAAUGAGGAUCCGCGAUCGCAAUUGCGUCGAGACCUCAAGACGAGACAGAUUGCGAUGAUAGCUCUUGGAGGUGCUUUGGGAACUGGGCUGCUCAUCAAUACUGGCCCUUCUCUUGCCGAAUCUGGCCCGGGGUCAAUGUUCAUUGGAUAUGCUCUGGUGGGCGUCCUCUGUUAUGCGGUAAUGAGCGCAAUGGGGGAGAUGGCUGCUUGGCUGCCGCUCGCAUCCGGCUUCACAGGCUUCGCCCAUCGUUUCGUUGAUCCGGCUCUUGGCUUUGCUCUUGGUUGGAAUUACUGGUUCAAAUACAUAAUCACCACCCCGAACAAUCUGAUUGCUUCUACUCUCAUCAUAAGGUUCUGGUUUGAUAAGGCAGGACAACAUGAUAGCCCAGGCGCAAACCCGGCUCUCUAUGUGACGCUUUUCCUGGCUGCAAUCAUCGCAAUUAACUACUUCGGCGUUGGAUUCUUCGGAGAGCUCGAGUUUUGGCUCAGCAGCGCUAAGGUUUUGAUCAUGAUCGGUCUGGUCAUCUUUACUUUGGUCACUGCAACAGGAGGUGCGGGCCACCACGAUGCUCCAGGAUUUCGUUACUGGAAAAGUGGAAAUCCUGGAGCUUUCGCAGAGUACGGAGCUAAGGGCGCAGGAGGCCGUUUCCUCGGCUUCUGGAACGUCAUGUCCAACGCCGUGUUCUCCUACCUCGGUGCAGAACUCGUAGGAAUCACAGUCGGCGAAGCGCAGAACCCACGGAAAGCCAUCCCGCGAGCCGUAAAACUCACAUUCUUCCGAAUCGUCUUCUUCUACCUGAUCCUCAUUCUCCUGCUCGGCAUGAACGUCCCCUACAACUCGCCCAUUCUGAUUUCCGCCGCCAACGAAUCCAAAAAUACCGCCUCCGCGAAAGCCUCCCCGUUCGUCGUAGCCGCCAUCUUGGCCGGUGUGCCAGCAGUGGAGACGUUGAUCAAUGUCUGCCUUUUAGUCUUCACCUUCUCCGCCGCAAACUCGGACUUGUACAUCGCGACCCGCUCGCUCUACUCUCUCGCCAUUGAGGGCAACGCCCCACGCAUCUUCUCGCGUACGGAUGACAGAGGGGUCCCCAUCUACGCGCUUGCCCUCUCAAGUAUCUGCUGUACAUCAGCAUACAUGUCCAUCCGCCUCAGCGCCUUCCGCACCUUCCAGUACUUUGUCAGUCUGGUAACAAUCUUCGGAAUCCUGACCUGGAUCUCGAUCCUCAUCAGCCACAUCUACUUCGUUCGUGCUCGCCGCGCCCAAGGCAUCCCAGACACGGCGCUCGCAUAUGUGUCACCCUUCGGAAUUCGCGGUUCAUGGGCUGCGUUGAUCUUUGCUUGUGUAAUCACGUUUUUCAAUGGUUGGGCAGAUUUUGUGCAUGGCCUAACGGAGGAAACGAAGUUCAACCACAAGAACUUCAUUGUUGACUAUCUGCCCGUGCCGCUUUACCUAGCGAUGAUCUUUGGGUAUAAGUGGAUCAUGAAGACAGAGGGUGUCAAGGCCGCGGAUGCGGAUCUGCUUGGAGGGAAGAGCAAGAUCGAUGAGGAUGAGGCGGAGUUUGUUGCGGGGGAGAUGGCGCGGAGAGGAGGGGCGCCGGAGCGGAAGUGGGAGAGGGUGUAUCGAUUGACGUUGGGGAAUUUCUUUUGAUCCUGCUGCAUGUACUGGUGUUCCCCUCUCCAUCACGCGUUGUAUCGAUCAUGUUGGUUAGCGUUGAUAUUGAGCGAAGACUGUACUUGAAUUUGUAGUUGUAACGACUAACGACUCUCAUUAUAUAUGUACUGUACUCUACAGCCAGUCUAGCCCC